CUCGGAUUAUCGUCCGUUGGCUGCCGGAGUAAUAAUGAUCCCCCGAUUCCGUUAUCAUGCGGCGUCGGUGCACCUUUCCCGCGGAAUUUCAAUUCUUACAACCUUUCGACAAUUGAAACACCCUCACAAUGGCAGCAGUAUCGUCGAGCCGUUUGCGCCUUCUAAACACCGCGUCAAGGGUUGUUCCUCAAGUUGGAACCGCUGUUCCAAUCGGCGCCCGCAGUUAUGCCACCACAGAUCCCUCCCCAUCCGCCACCAGUUCCCCGACGACGCUGCGCAGAAAAACGACAUUCAAGGAUAAGCUGAACGCAGGCCCAUCGUUUGCGGAUUUCGUCUCUGGCGGCAAUGACUCGACUCCGCUCGAUCCCUCCGAAGCAUACGAGCUCAAAACGGCACUUGUCGGGCCCGCCGGGAAAAAGAAGGAAAUGACGCGGUUACCGUCGUGGUUGAAGACGCCGAUCCCCGAUUCGAACAACUACCAGCGCUUAAAGAAGGACCUUCGGGGUUUGAAUUUGCACACUGUUUGCGAGGAGGCGAGGUGUCCGAAUAUCUCGGACUGCUGGGGUGGUGAUGAUAAGUCUGCUGCAACGGCGACGAUUAUGCUUAUGGGUGAUACUUGUACCCGUGGUUGUCGGUUCUGCAGUGUGAAGACGUCCCGCGCACCGCCGCCUCUCGACCCGCACGAGCCGGAGAACACAGCGGAGGCGAUCUCGAGGUGGGGUCUUGGAUAUAUAGUGUUGACCAGUGUCGAUCGGGAUGAUCUCGUGGACGGCGGUGCCCGGCACUUUGCCGAGACUGUCAUCAAGAUCAAGCAGAAGGCCCCCAAUAUGCUGGUCGAGUGUUUGACGGGUGACUAUGCCGGGGACACGGAGAUGGUUUCCCUCGUUGCCCGUUCCGGACUGGACGUGUACGCGCAUAACGUCGAGACCGUCGAAGCCCUGACACCGCAAGUCCGUGACCGCCGCGCCAAGUUCCAGCAAUCCAUCCGCGUGCUCGAUGCCGCGAAGAAGGCCAGACCGGACCUCAUCACCAAGACAUCGCUCAUGCUUGGUCUUGGAGAAACAGAAGAGCAGCUCUGGGACACCCUCCGCCAGCUUCGCGCUGUUAAUGUCGACGUCGUCACUUUCGGUCAGUACAUGCGGCCGACGAAGCGUCACAUGGCUGUCCAUGAGUAUGUCACUCCUGACCAGUUCGAGCUCUGGCGCCAGCGUGCCCUUGACAUGGGAUUUCUCUACUGCGCAUCAGGACCCCUUGUUCGCAGCAGUUACAAGGCCGGUGAGGCGUUCAUUGAGAACGUGCUGAAAAAGAGACGCGCCGGUGCCGGAAGCGCAGAGGCUGUUAGUGAUAAGACGAUUGUCGUGGAUGAGGCUACUCGUUGAGCAAAGCCUCUUUUUGCACUUUUCUUCCUGGUUCUUGCAUGCUUUUCUUUUCUCCAUAUCGAAAGCCUCAACGCAUAAUAUGCCCCGACUGCAUGUUUCGUUUGUUCUUCCUCAUACUCAACGGCGCUGGUUGCUUUGCUGUUUUUAUUUUUAUUUAUUUUUUUUGGGUCAUGAUCAUGUUAGGGUAUGACUGUUUGAUACUGGGUUAGGCCUAUUUCCGUCUGGAUUGUAUAGUACUCACAAUGGAUUGGGUCUUCACUGAAUAUAGAUUUGGAAAACAAAACAAAUUUAACCAAAAAAAAUUUUUGAAUGAUAAAUUCUGUCCAAGUAACCCGAAAUGGACAAGAGUG
Aspergillus glaucus CBS 516.65 is the source of this 1729-nucleotide messenger RNA. Its product is annotated as lipoate synthase. Gene Ontology annotation, molecular function: lipoate synthase activity; 4 iron, 4 sulfur cluster binding. NCBI's taxonomy places the organism in Eukaryota, Fungi, Ascomycota, Eurotiomycetes, Eurotiales, Aspergillaceae. The coding region runs from base 129 to 1379 and encodes 416 amino acids. The transcript has a single exon. The record is from RefSeq and is a predicted model, not a curated record. Gene Ontology annotation, biological process: lipoate biosynthetic process. Gene Ontology annotation, cellular component: mitochondrion.